Messenger RNA from Microbotryum saponariae, 2468 nucleotides. The record is from the annotation of a GenBank genome assembly. NCBI's taxonomy places the organism in Eukaryota, Fungi, Basidiomycota, Microbotryomycetes, Microbotryales, Microbotryaceae.
AUGGCACGUGAUGCGGACUCGCAUCCCAUCGUCGUUACUAGCUGUUCCCCCGAUACGCCCGCACAGAUGGUCGAGGACGCUGAGGAUGGCUGGCAAACUCGACAUGACCGUGACGACCCUCCAACUGAUGAGGAGACCGACGAGUUCGAAGACUUGCACGAUACGCAGAGCCCACCGUUGUUGACCCCGCUCGAUCAAACGUUGGAGAUUAUCGGCUUUGGGUCGUACCAGAAGAUGCUGCUCGUCCUCUGCGGGUUCGGGUGGAUGGCCGACAAUAUGUGGCUCCAAUGCGUUGCGAUCAUCCUUCCGCGUGUGCAAGAGCACUUCGCUAUCGGGGAUCAAUGGAUUGGACUGCUCAGCACCUCGAUCUUUGCCGGUAUGAUGCUCGGCGCUGCGGUCAGUUCGCACGCUCUCAGUGGGUCAAGCCUCGACCUAGACCGAGAGAGGACUAAUACCCGAUUGUUUUCCAAUCCUACCUGGCUCGUUCAUUGUGGUCUCUGCCUUGGUCCUCUUCCGGGGGCGUGGGAUUCAACCUGUGCAGGCGUGGGGAAGCUGUGAGUUUCCGAGCUAGGUCCAGUCAAGUUCCGCUCCUGAUCUCUGCGCAUACGAACGGUGAUCCGCCUACCAGACUCCGACACCAAAGGGAGACGACCCGCGUUCCACUUCGUGAGUAAGAUCGGCCUCGAAACCAUUUCCUCGACCAAGGUCCUUGACUCACCGCUAUCCUCGUGCUGUCGCAGACUUUGCUGCUCACUUCGGCUUUCGGUCUCGCCGCCGCACUCGCACCUUCCUUCGCGUGGCUCUGUUUCGCUCUCUUCUGGCUAGGAACUGGGGUAGGCGGAUCGAUGCCCACAGAUGGGACACUCUUUCUCGAAAAUUCGCCUCCUUCGCACCACUACCUCUUGACGGCGCUCUCGUUCUUCUUCUCCCUCGGUGCCGUCCUGACUUCGCUUCUUGGCGUCACGAUUCUACCGAGCUUCUCGUGUGCCGAGGCAGCGCCAUCAGAACAGGUAUGCAACGUUUCUCGUGACAACAACGGGUGGAGAAUUAUGCUGGGCUGCCUUGCGCUGGUCAGCCUGUUUAUGGGUCUGGCUAGGAUCGGUCUCUUCCGGCUUCGGGAAUCUGCGAAAUUCGUGAGUUGAUGCUGGCCGAGCAGUAAGCCGCUGGAGCCACGCCCCACGAGCGGGUGGGCUGACUUCUUUGUAAAGGCUGACAAGGGCUGAACUUCGCCUUUCGCUCUUUAGCUCGUAUCCAGUGGACGCCCCGAUCAAGCCGUUCUCGUCUUGGAACGAAUCUCUCGCUAUAAUGGCGAGCCGACGUCGUGGGAGCUCAGUGACGUGGUGGACGGGGAAUACUCUGUCCCUGGUUCCCCUUCAGCCGCGAUGCAGCGGAACGAAAUUAUGACCGACUACGACGCGAUGGGGGAUUUGCCUUCAUCAUUGGAUGAUUCGCGCAACAGCACAGGGGAUUCGACUUCCGAGAUACGUCCGGAUGUAUCGGCAGCUGAACGUGUCGGGUUUCGACAUCCAAGGAUGCACGCACGUAACCAAAAUCCGGGCUGGUGGCACGUCCUAGAGCGACGCUAUGCGCAAGCUUUUGAUGCGCAUCGCUCCCGGGUCGGUGACCUGUUCAGCCUUCAACUCCGAUUCACCACCUCGUGCAUUUGGGCCAUCUGGUUCCUCGCCAGUGCGGGCUAUACCACAUUCAACGUCUUCCUACCCAAAUACCUAGAGCAGAAGUUGGGCGAAAGUACCGGACAGACUAGUCGAACGCAGAGCCUGUGGGAUUGUAAGUGCCGUGACGACGCAAAGUAUCCGCUGACAAAGACUCCGGGGUGCUGAAAUUCCCCUUCCAUGUUUUCCAGAUGUGCUAUACACUGGUGAGAGGAACUGACCGCGUAUAUCCCAUCGGCCGAUCGAUCCGUACUGAUAUGAACUUAUCUUUGCUUUUAUUUCGGGCGUUGUUGUAGUUAGCGGACUGCCCGGAGCCCCGUUGGGUGCGUGGCUGAUUGAAGGGCGACUUGGGAGAGUCAAGACCCUCGCAUUCUCGACACUCGCUACUUCAGCGGGGACUCUGAUCUUUGUGCUCGUGUCAUCGCAAGUUGGCGUCGUUUCGAGCUCGAUGUUCGUUUCGCUUGUUGCAACGCUCAUGUAUGCUGUUAUCUACGGUUACACCCCCGAAGCGUUUCCGGUGGCGAGUCGGUGAGUCUUGAUCGUGAUCACUGUUGCGAUAGUGGACACAGAAUUUGACGACCGACUUUUGGAUGCCGAUGCAGAGGCACUGCAUGUGGGAUUGCUUCCGCACUCAGUCGGCUAGCCGGUAUAUUUGCGCCCAUCAUAACGGGACUGUUACUGUCCAUUAAUGUGUCACUGCCAUUGUUCCUCUCAUCGCUGUGCUUCCUUCUCGCUGCACUGGCUGCAUGGUGCCUUCAGCGCUCCGAGAAGUGGCGAUCCGGGACCGCAUUGUAG